GUCACGUGCCAUUCACGUGGCUACUGUAUGUCAACUUCCGGUUCAUCAAAAUGGAGAAGAGUUUUGUACCAGCGGUGUUGGCUGGAUGGAUUCAGUUGAUUGUUCCCCAACCGUGCUUUGACGAAUUCUUUCUUAAAUUUAAUUUACUACACGUUCCCUGUCUGAAGGUAGUAAUAAGCAAGUGUCUAGGAUAUGCCAUAAUUCUUGGAGCAUGUAUAGUGAAAAUUCCUCAGAUAGUGAAGAUCUUGAGAUCACAGAGUGCUGUGGGUAUCAGUCUACUCUCUGUGACCUGCGAACUGCUAGCAAUUUCAGCUUCAUGGUCUUACGGGUUUGCCAAACAGUUCCCAUUCAGUUCAUAUGGAGAAGCAAUGUUUCUUGGUCUCCAGACAUCAUCCAUAGCGUUCCUUAUCUUUUAUUAUAACGGAAAGACGACUCAAGGUCUACUUUACCUGGUUGGUUACGUCAUCACCAUGGUGUUCCUUCUGUCACCACUGGCGUCAUUAUCCCUGCUAGCAGUGUUGCAAGGCUUGAAUGUUGGUGUCGUUGCUGUCAGCAAAUUGAUCCAGGCAUACCAGAAUUACAGCCAAGGCAGCACGGGCCAGCUGUCAGCUGUUACUGUGUUUCUGCUGUUUCUAGGCGCCGUUGCUAGGGUGUUCACGUCCAUCCAGGAAACGGGGGACAGUCUUGUCAUCUUUACGUAUGUCGUGGCCUCGAGCUGUAAUGGACUUAUCGCAGCUCAGAUGGCGUACUACUGGAAUGCACAACCAAAGUCAAAAUCAAAAACUUCAUAACUUAAAACAUAAGAAAAUGUCUUGGAAGGAAUGAGUAUUUUUCAGAAAUUAUAUGUGUGUCAGA
This is a messenger RNA of Gigantopelta aegis, 855 nucleotides long. RefSeq names its product mannose-P-dolichol utilization defect 1 protein-like. Lineage: Eukaryota; Metazoa; Mollusca; Gastropoda; Neomphalida; Peltospiridae. The coding region runs from base 51 to 791 and encodes 246 amino acids. Gene Ontology annotation, biological process: oligosaccharide biosynthetic process. The record is from RefSeq and is a predicted model, not a curated record. The transcript has 5 exons.